AUGGGCGUUAUGCUGGCCGAUUGCUUCCACUUCCAGGUCGACUACAUCACCGGCGAUGCUAACAUGGCGGGCUAUCGCACAGGCCUGGACUGCAUGGUCGCGUGCAUCCUCGAGUGGUCGCAUAGCAUCCCAAUGGAGAUAUGGGAGCAAACCACGGACCCUGUCGACGAGUACAAGGUUCGUAUCUCCGAAUGGUUGCUUCACAGCAACCGGGAUGUCUAUAUGCUUCCGGAGACCGACAACGACUCUCACACUCCUCUCCUUGUUCACUUGACGCCUUCGUGGAUGUCAAACAGGCAGAGGCGAGAGCUGCGCAAUCCGGAAACUAUCAAGGCCUCUCAUGAUCGACGCCGUGAAGCUCAGCGAGCCAAAAAGCGAGGUGAUCCUGCUCCUGAAGAAGAAACUCCUGGCAAGGGCAGCGCAAGACCAGCCGAGCCAGAGAAUCCGCCCUCAGGAAAGGG
Molecule: messenger RNA, 461 nt
Organism: Symbiodinium pilosum
Lineage: Eukaryota; Dinophyceae; Suessiales; Symbiodiniaceae
Source: the annotation of a GenBank genome assembly